Molecule: messenger RNA, 1557 nt
Organism: Emericellopsis cladophorae
Lineage: Eukaryota; Fungi; Ascomycota; Sordariomycetes; Hypocreales; Bionectriaceae
Product: aspartokinase-like protein
Exons: 5
Coding region: 1-1557 (518 amino acids)
Biological process (GO): amino acid biosynthetic process
Molecular function (GO): aspartate kinase activity
Source: RefSeq, a predicted model, not a curated record
AUGGUGAGCGCCACCACGGACGUCGCCCUGCGUGGAAACGAGGAGGGUCUAGGAUGGAUUGUCCAGAAGUUUGGUGGGACAAGUGUUGGCAAGUUUCCUGACAAGAUUGCCCGUGAUAUUGUCAAGGCGAGUUUGGCUGGAAACAGAGUGGUUGUCGUGUGUUCAGCGAGAAGCACAGGCAAGAAGGCAGAAGGCACCACAAGCAGACUCCUAGGCGUGUACGAGAAGCUGCGUGCCGUCAACACGGCUGGUGCCAGUAACGAGGACCAGCAGCUGCUCAUAGAUGAGGCCAACCUGCUCAUCGUCAACGUUUGCAACGACCACAUAUUUGCCGCCGAGUCCUUUGUCCCAGAGACUAGCAAUCUCCGGUCCAAUCUGAUCGAGUGUAUCAAGGCUGAGUGCCAGGAGCUGAGCGAGUACAUUGUCGCCGCGAAACGCUUCAACCUUGAGAUCAAUGCCCGGUCCAAGGAUCGCGUGGUGAGCUUUGGCGAGAAGCUCAGCUGCUUGUUCAUGACCGCCCUCCUCAAGGGCACCGGCGUGGACGCCGAAUACGUGGAUCUCUCCGACAUCUUCCACAAUGACACAGCCAGCGCGCUUGGGCAGCAAUUCUACUCAAUGGCCGCGGCGGCGUUCGCCUACAGGGUGGCACGGUGCGGAACGCGGAUCCCCGUGGUCACGGGCUUCUUUGGAAACGUACCGGGAAGUCUGAUGGAAGGCGACAUUGGGCGAGGCUACACAGAUCUGUGCGCUGCGCUGUUUGCGGUUGGGCUUGAGGCACAGGAGCUGCAGAUCUGGAAGGAGGUGGACGGUAUCUUCACGGCCGACCCGACCAAGGUGCCCACGGCCAGUCUGCUGACAAGUAUCACGCCCUCGGAAGCGGCCGAGCUGACCUUUUAUGGCUCCGAAGUCAUCCACCACCUCACCAUGGACCAGGUCAUCCACGCCGAGCCCCCGAUCCCGAUCCGCAUAAAGAACGUCAACAACCCUCGGGGCAACGGCACCCUGGUUGUCCCCCGGCCGCAGCAGGCCCGGAAACAGCACACGCGGGAGCCCUCCCUCCUCACACCAGGUUCGCCGCCUCGUCCACCCAAGCGGCCCACCGCCGUCACGAUCAAGGACAACAUCAGCAUCAUCAACAUCCACAGCAACAAGAGGUCCAUCUCGCACGGCUUCUUUGCGCGCGUCUUCAAGAUCCUCGACCAGCACUCUGUCUCUGUCGAUCUCAUCUCUACCAGUGAGGUCCACGUCUCCCUGGCGAUCCACUCGGGCAGUCUGCAGCUCGAGCACAUCUCGGCCGCCCAGAGGGAACUCGAGGAGUGCGGCGAGGUCACCAUACAUACCAACAUGUCCAUUCUGAGUCUUGUCGGUGCGGACAUGCGGCAGAUGGUCGGUAUUGCCGGCCGGAUGUUCUCCGUGCUCGGUGAACACCAGAUCAACCUCGAGAUGAUUUCGCAAGGCGCGAGCGAGAUUAACAUAUCGUGCGUCAUCGAUGCGAUGGAUGCCACUAGGGCGAUGAACGUCCUCCAUACGCAUCUUUUUACCUUCUUGGACGACUGA